Cryptotermes secundus is the source of this 6241-nucleotide messenger RNA. RefSeq names its product probable phospholipid-transporting ATPase IF. The transcript is spliced from 21 exons. Bases 257 to 3916 code for a protein of 1219 amino acids. Gene Ontology annotation, molecular function: ATPase-coupled intramembrane lipid carrier activity; magnesium ion binding; ATP hydrolysis activity. The record is from RefSeq and is a predicted model, not a curated record. Lineage: Eukaryota; Metazoa; Arthropoda; Insecta; Blattodea; Kalotermitidae. Gene Ontology annotation, cellular component: endoplasmic reticulum; plasma membrane; trans-Golgi network. Gene Ontology annotation, biological process: phospholipid translocation.
AGAUGACGUAAUAUGUAUCACUUUAAUCUCACGAGGAGAAAUAACCUCCACUGAAGAUUUGAUGAAUGCUAUUAUAUAAAAACACAAAUAAUUUGAGUAUAUUCACAAAUAACCGCGGAGAGAACCCAAAGUUACGCUGUGGCUGUAUUCUGGCAGUGGGUUCAUGAAGAUUGCAACUUUGAUUUAGCAAAGCGUUUGUGUGGAGAAUGCAUUGUUUCUUGAGUUGUUAUUAUAAGCCGUGCAUCUGUCUGUACACAUGAAGAAGGAGAACAGCAAUUUGCCUCGUUCGUACGCACGUUAUAAGGGAAAUCGAGUAUCAACAGUAGGAAACACCAGAAUAUUGUGGGUUGGUGGUGAUUAUGGACCAAGUUCUACUACUCAGUUUCAAAAUAACAGGAUUGUCACAUCGAAGUACACAGUUUGGAGCUUCUUGCCAAAAAAUUUCUUUGAACAGUUUAGAAGAGUAGCAAAUUUCUACUUCUUAUGCAUGACAGUUGUUGCAUUGACAAUUGAAAGUCCUGUGGAACCACUAACCAGUGUUCUGCCCCUUGUGUUUGUCAUUGCUGUAACAGCUUUAAAGCAAGGCUAUGAAGAUUGGUUACGGCACCGUUCAGACAAUGAAGUUAACUGCUCUCUGGUUACUGUCAUAAGAAAAGGGAUUGUACAGGACAUUGAGGCUAAAGAUGUGCAUGUUGGAGAUCUAGUAAGGAUACCAAGUGAUGCUGAUGUUCCAUGUGACCUGGUCCUACUUUCAUCCAGUGACAAAGAUGGACGUUGCUAUAUCACCACUGCUAACCUGGAUGGUGAAACUAACCUUAAGACUCUGGCGUGCCCAAGACUCUUACGUAACUUAUCACAGCCAGAGCAAAUGGCCCGACUGAAAGCCCAGAUUGAAUGUGAACAACCUACAUCAGACCUGUACAAUUUUUUUGGGAAAAUCGAAAUAUUUCUCAGUGAAACAAAUAUAUGGGAUGAAAGUUUAGUCUUAGAUCAAACCAGUAUUCAAGGUGUGAGAACUUCCCAGCAUGCUUAUAGCUUUGAUGGCAUAGCAUUGCAGAAUAUCAGUACUAGAAAAGGGGACAUCACUUUGCAGCAGUACUGUAUUGACAAUGAUGUCACUUUGAGAAGAGCCUGUGUUCUGGAUGGUAAUAUGCCUACAAAUCACAACAGGGACUCAGCUUCAUGUAGAAGUAGUAUAUACAGAAGUGCAUUCUCACAGUGCAUGAAUACUGUUCCUUUAGAAUCUUGUGCAGUGGACCAUCCUAGUACCGGGGAAAGACCUGCAUCUCAGAGAACUACACAAGAAGGCUGUGAUGAAAGUCAGAGUGUUGAAUGUAGAGUUGAUGGUUUUGGAGCUGAUGCAGUCUUAAAAAAGACUAAUGUUAACAGAUACAGACCUGGUUUUGAAGAUGAAUUUUUAAAUAGUUCUUCUAUUUAUGAGGGUGUAAAUUUUGUUGAAAGAGAAGUUGACAAAAACAUAUCAUCUCAAGCAUAUGGUAGUAAUGUCAAUUCAGUUUUGCCAAGCACCUCUUUCAAAAGAAGUGUAAUGUCAAAGCAAGGGAGUGUUAAAGAAACAAGACUCAGUGCAGGACAGUUGGACUCCAUGGUCCAAGCCACGAACACUUCACCACUUGGAACAGAGAAUUUGCUUCUUAGAGGGGCCCGGCUCAAGAACACAGAAUUUAUUAUUGGCUGUGCAGUGUACACAGGACAAGAAACAAAACUUGCUCUCAACUCCAAGCUGACUAGCAACAAAUUUUCUACUGUUGAAAAGUCAAUUAAUGGCUUCCUGUUAUUCUUCCUUGCCCUUUUGCUGACUGAAGUUGCUGUAUCCCUUGCCUUAAAGUAUGCAGCAGAAAUUGGUGAUAAGUACAGUACAGAAUCAUACCUAGGACCAAGAAGUAGUAUUGAUGUUUCAACAGUAGUACAGGAUUUAUUUUCAUUUGUUAUUCUUUAUAACUACAUCAUUCCUAUCUCUUUGUAUGUUACUAUUGAAACACAGAAAUUUCUUGGUUCAUUAUUCUUCAUGUGGGAUAGAGAGCUAUAUUGUGAAAAGACAAAUCAACCUGCAGUUUGUAACAGUUCAGACUUGAAUGAAGAACUGGGACAGGUAGAAUACCUGUUCACUGAUAAGACAGGUACUCUCACAGAAAACUCCAUGUGGUUCAGACGAUGUUCAGUUGCCGGCAUCCCAUAUUUGGAGGAGAGAGGAAGGAUGCUUCAGCUUCAGGCAGAUGGUGAUAGAAGAAACAGCAUAUUCAUAGAUACAUUCACUCCUGAGAUGGAUCAAUUUCUGUUGGCUCUAGCUCUGUGUCACUCAGUGCAAAUUGGCACUGGAAAAGGACACACAAACAAUAACACUGAUGCUUAUCGUAUUGCAAGCUUGGAUUAUCAGGCUUCUAGUCCAGAUGAAAAGGCCUUAGUGGAAGCUAGUGCAAGGUGUGGGGUGGUGUUCUUAGGAGAAGAAGGAGAGUCCAUGUCUGUGAUGGUGAAGGGUAAAGUGUGUCAUUACAGGAGACUCAACACUCUUGAAUUUACUUCUGAUCGCAAGAGGAUGUCAGUAGUUGUACAGGACAGAGAUGGACAGAUAUGGCUAUAUUGUAAAGGAGCAGAAUCUUCUGUCAUUCCUUUGACAGAGGCAGGGCCCAUUAAUGAUACAUUGAAGCAUGUUGCAGAUUUUGCCUUGAGAGGCUUGAGGACACUUGUAAUAUGCUACAAGAAGUUGAGUGUGAAGGAAUACAGCCAACUGGCAGCUCAAGUAGAACAGUCAAGGCAGACUUUGUCAUCACAGAGGACAUCAAUAAUUGCAGCAAGCUAUAACAAGAUGGAGGCCAAUCUUACAUUGCUUGGUGCCACUGGUGUAGAAGAUGAAUUACAAGAAGGGGUGCAGGAAACUUUAGAGAGUCUGAGAGCUGCUGGAAUCAAGGUGUGGAUCCUGACUGGAGAUAAGGUGGAGACUGCUGUCAAUAUCUCCCUCUCUUGUGGUCACUUGAAGCCUAAUGCCCAACAGCUAUACCUCACAGGACACAACACUAAAGAGACCUGUCUCCAGACACUCAAUUUGCACAGGAAACAGGUAUGUAGGGAACGUUUGCAGCACUAUGGAUUGGUGGUGGAUGGGCAGAGCCUUAAUUUCGCACUCAGUGCAUCACAAGAGCAUCUUGAAGCAUUCCAAGACAUAUGCAAAGCCUGCACUGCUGUCAUAUGUUGCCGCAUGUCCCCUCUACAAAAAUGUCAGGUUGUUCAGCUAGUCAAGAGUUUUCCAGAGAAGCCCAUAACAGCUGCCAUUGGAGAUGGUGCCAAUGAUGUAUCCAUGAUACAAGAAGCCCAUGUGGGUCUUGGCAUUAUGGGAAAAGAAGGACGGCAAGCUGUAAGGUGCUCUGAUUUUGCUUUUGCCCGGUUCAAAUUUCUGCGACGCAUUCUUUUGGUCCAUGGUCAUUGGUAUUACAUCCGGGUAGCAACUCUAGUCCAGUAUUUCUUUUAUAAAAAUAUAGUAUUCAUCACUCCACAGCUAUAUUAUGCAUUCAGCAAUGGGUUCUCUACACAGCCAUUAUAUGAUACCCUCUUCCUCACAUUCUACAAUGUACUGUUUACAUCACUGCCAAUUCUCAUCUAUGGACUGUUUGAGCAAAACUAUUCUGCUCAAACUCUAUUGGAUUAUCCACAACUGUACACUGAUAUCAGGCGCAAUGUUCUCAUGUCUUGGUCCUCUUUCUUCCAGUGGAUAUUGUUUGAGCAAGACCCUGGGACACAUCUCCUGUUCUUCCAGACCCAAUCUCGAGUUAGCCAGCUCACUAUCUAUCCAUACCAGAAGGCAUCUUACAGAGUUGUAGUCACCCUACUUUGUGGCUACUGGCACCCAAACAAGUCCUUCACCCUUCCCUAUCAAUCGGUUAAACAAAGGGAAAGGAGGUAAGGAUAAAGCCAGCAUAGAUGAGCUCUAUGACCACUGAAGUAGUCCAACACAUGUGACCAUAGCAGAGAAGGAGUAACGAAACGGCUGUAAGUGGCUUCCAACAUGGCUCCCUUCAUUCUUCCACAGAUGGUAGGGAAAAAGAUUUGUUAGAAUGUGAUGCAUUUGACAUCUUCCUGAACAUACAACAGAACUAACAUAAUCAGUUGGACAGCUCACAUAUAACUUUAGGGUCAAUUUUAAAUAAAGAUAAGUUUUUUCGUUACUUAUCUUCAGUAUCCACAGGACCCAUUAAUAACUUAAAAUAUGAAUCUGUAACUAGUAAUGAGAUUAAAGAUAUUAUUAAAUCUCUUAAAAAUAAAAAUUCCUGUGGUUAUGAUGAAAUACAUAUUGAAAUUGAGUAUGCCUUUUAUAAUGUCGCCUCUUAUUUAUAUAUGUAAUAGGUCCCUGUCUACAGCAUAUUUCCAUCAAGGUUGAAAUAUUGACAAGUGUAUCCAAUGUACAAAAAGGGUGAAAGGUCUGAAAUAUCUAAUUAUAGGCCAAUCUCUGUACUUACAUCAUUUUCCAAAAUUUUUGAAAAAGUUAUUUUUAAUAGACUUCACACACAUAUCUGAUAAUAAUAUCUUGGCUGCUGAGCAGUAUGGAUUCAGGAAAAAAUAGAUCUAAGGAAACAGCUACAUUUAAUUUAAUUAAUAAUAUAUUGCAGGCACUUAAUGAUAAAGAAUUGGUUGGUGGCAUCUUUUGUGACCUGUCCAAGGCAUUUGAUAGCGUAAUCAUGAAUUAUUGCUGACAAAGCUGGAUUUUUAUGGUGUAUGAGGAACAUUUUUUAAAUUGAUUGCCUCUUAUUUAAAUAAUAGUAGUAAAAGUAGUAAUAAAAGAUAAAUCAUCUAUUAAAUGUUUCUCAGACUGGAAAUAAGUUAGAUUGGGAGUUCCUCAAGGAUUGAUUCCUGGGCCACUGUUUUUUUUUGUUGUAUAUUAAUGACUUACCAGCUGUAAUAAGUUAUAUAUCUAAACCUGCUCUAUUUGCAGACGAUAUUAACUUAAUAAUAACCACUUCAGAUUAUAUGCAGCUUAGAAAAAAUCUCAAUACUGUUCUUGGGGAGAUAAUAGGUUGGUUUCAAGCUAAUUCAUUGACUUUGAACUUUAAUAAAACCUAUUAUAUGUAUUUUAAAACGAAAAGGUGUCUAAUUGAUAAUUCUCCAAUAAAGUAUGUGAACAAACAAAUAACACUCACUACACAGAUAUUUUAGUCAUGACUCCUGACUUGACAUUAUCUUGGCAAGAGCAUAUAAAUAAAGUGAUUACUAGAUUAAAUUCUGAUUGUAUUAUUAUUAUAUCUCUUAAAUUGUUUUUAGCUAUAGAAGACUUAAAAAUUGUAUAUUUUACUUAUGUUCAUUCUAUUAUAAUGUAUGGUGUUGCAUUUGGGGGAAAUGUGACUAAUAGUAAAAACGUUUUCAUAGUACAAAAAGAUUUAUAAGAAAUAUUAUGAAUGUGAAUCCUAAAUAUAUUGCCCUUAUAUUCAUAAUAUGUUUUCUUUAUUGUUAUUGGUAGUAAAAAAUAUACACCAAUUUGUAAUUAACAAUGAAUACAUACUAUAAAUACACGACAAAGUACUAAUUUACACAUACCAUCGGUAAAUUUGACCAAUUGCAAAAAGGGUGCCUAUUAUAUGGAUAUAGAAAUUUUUAAUCAUUUACCACGUGAUAUAAGGGAACUGUUAUAUGAUGUUAAAAAAUUCAAAUUAGUUAAUAAAAACUUUUUCUUAAAGGAAUCCUUUUAUACAGUAAAAGAAUACCUUGAAUGGUCAGCAUAAUGAUGGAUCACACAUAGUGUAAUUGUUUUUUUAUAUUACCUAUUCACAGCUGUGUUAUUCCUUUGUAUAUUAUUUUUGUUUAGUAUGUUUUAGUGUAUUAUAUGAAAUAUUGUUGUGAUUGAUAUAAAUAGUGUCCCUGAUUACAUAGUGUUUAUUUAUUGACAAGGUUGUAUGUUAUAACUGCUACUAUUGUACUCAUUUUUAAUAAUGGACUACUUCUAUAUCUGUGGUGACUUGUUAUCACCUGUAUGGAUUACUUGAAGUAUCAAUAAAUUAAAUUAAAUUAAACUAAAUUCCACAUUCCUCUGAAUUAGGGUAGCACAGGUUUAUAGGUUUGUUCAUUAACUGUUUGUGUGUAGUAAUUGUUGUAAUGCAGUACCAUGUAAAGGACUUCAGUUUUAUCAAGGCACUCACUUCAAGGAAUGUUACAAAAUUCCAAACUAAAUUUCUUUUUAAUUUUGUUUUAGGUGUUUCUUUGGGUUUGUAUAUGUUUCUGUUUCAUUUUAGCGUUUCUU